GGUCGCGCCGCCCUUCGUUGUCUCGGGCUCGGCGGGGGCAGCACCGGAGGGACCCCGAGCUCCGAGCUGCGACCCCGGGGAGCCGUCGGGGAGACGGGGGGGGGAGUCAGCCGGGAUGUCCCAGGAAAAUCUGCUGGGUAUGGACGAAGGGGCGCUGAGGAAGCUGCUGGAGGCCACGCUGGACCUGGCUGAGCGGCGCCGCAUCCGCUCGGCCAUCAGGGAGCUGCAGCGACAGGAGCUGGAGAGGGACGAGGAGGCACUGGCGUCCAAACGCUUCCGACCCGAGCGCGGCAGCCACCGGCAGGACAACAAGGAGAACUGGCUGCGGUCCCAGCAGCUGGAGGAAGAACAGCAGAAGGCUCUGGCUUCCCUGUCCCGGGAGCUUGAAUCAAUCACCGAUGUGGAAGAGCUGACAAAGCUGCUGCGAGCGGCCAGCGAAUACGAGGAGCGCAAGCUCAUCCGGGCUGCCAUCCGCAAGCUGCGGGCUGAGGAAAUCGAAGCUGCAACCCUGGCUGGUAACGUGCAGAGCAACCGGAGGCACGGCACCGAGCCCCCAGCCGUGCCUGCAGAAGGCAGCCAGAGGGAUGAUGCUGAAGCGCCAGCUCUGUCUGGGAAUGGGGAGAGCAGCCAGAGAGGAGACUCCGAGCUUCCAGCUGCAGUGAGGAGCGUGGACGACGGCUGUCAGGGCAGCACCGAGGCCCUGGCUGUAGGCAGGAGCGUGGAGGACAGCCAGGGGGGUGAUGCUGAGCAGCCGGUGCUGGAUGGGACAGAGGAGAGCAGCCACGGUGGAGAUGCUGACCAGCUGCCUGCUGAGGAGCUCGAACGUCCUGUGGCCCACGAGCAAGACGCAUCUGUGGAGCAGGAGCAUGGCCAAACGGAGACGCAGGAGCUGAACAGCCAGCAGCUGAGAGGGCCCCAGAAACCCAGUGCCCAGGGCACAGCCUCGGGAGCCCUGGUGAUCCUAGACCUGCACCCAGCACCGGAGCCUGCUCCAGCCCCGGAGCCUGCUCCAGCCCUAAAGCCUGAAGACCACCCCACGGAGCUGGAGCGGGUCCAGCCAUGCACCCAGCGCGUGGCCGAGUGCGAAGUGCAGUACCAGGCCUCCUGGAAAGACAAGAGCCCCAGCAGCCCCUCUGCCACGCAGGAGCCCCACGCUGAGCAGCUGGAGACCCCACGCAGGACGGGGCAAAGCCGCCAGGCAGAGCAGCAUCCCCAGCACCGGCCCGGUGCCGUCAGCCAGGGCAACCAGUUUGUCAUCUGCGUGCGAGGCCAGGCGUCGGGGAAGGCUGUGAAAUUGGAGGAGAAGCGAGCGGCGCCCACCCGGGACGCAGCGAGGACCCCGUCUCGCCUGAACACUCACCGCUGGGAGCAAGCACCGGCCGGCCGCGUGGAGCCCAGCCCCGACGGCCCCAUCCAGCGCUCCUCCUCGGUGCGGGAGCGCGCCCAGCGCUUCGCCCCGGCAGCCCCGACCCCAUCGGGUGGCCCCGAGGGGGCGGGCGGCGGGGGGGGGCGGGCCGGGCCCGCCCAAUUACAGCGGGGACCGCGCUCGGCCCCGUCGUCGGGGAUCGCUCAAAACUCGCGGGGCGGCGGCGGCGGCGGCGGAGGCGCAGAGCAGAGCCCGGCCAGCCUGCCCGCAGGCCCUCGCCCCGUCGGCUCCGGCACCGGCUCCGGUUCUGCCACCGCCGCCGCCGCCGCUGCCCACGACGGCAUGAAGACCUACUUCACCAUCGAGAUCAAGGAUGGGCGCGUGCAGCCCCUCACGCAGUCCCUCACGCCCCGCGUCGUGGCCGCCCCCGGCAGCCAGCGGGCAGAGCUUACCCUGGGGCUUAGGAGCACCCCCAUCCGCAUCACCACCAUCCCCAGCGGCAGCAGCAGCAUCUGCAUCAGCAGCAAUGUCGUCAAGAUGGAACCAGAGGCGGUGGAGCAGCCCCAGGCACCAAGGGUGGUGGAGCAGCCCCAGGCGUCAAGGGUGGUGGAGCAGCCCCAGGCACCAAGGGUGGUGGAACAGCACCAGGCAUCAAGGCUGGAGCCAGAGCUGCCCAACGGCAUGGAGAAGGUCCAAGUGAAGGAGGUGGAAAAAAGGACCAAGCUAAACGUUGAGGAGCUGAACAGGAUCGAGGAUGAGGACGUUCUGGAUAAGAUGCUGGAUCAGACGACGGACUUCGAGGAGCGACGACUGAUCCGUAACGCCAUGCGGGAGCUGCGUCAGCGCAAGCGAGACCAGCGGGAGAAGGAGCGGGACCAGAGGCUGCAGGAGAUGAAGAGCCAGGCUACAGCGGGCAGGGCCGGCCACACCACCGAGACCACUACCACACAGAGCUCCCAGUCGGCCGAUGGCUCAGCCCGCAGCACUGUCACCAAAACAGAACGCCUCAUCCAGUCUAAUGACGGCACCAAGACUUCCCGUACAACAACCAUGGAGUCGAGUUAUGUGAAGAGAACAGACAAUGGCAGCAGCACAUUUGUUCAAACCAAAUCAUCCUACAGCUCCUCGUCCAAGAAGACAGGCAGCAUCUUUGACCGGGAAGAUGAGACUGCCUCAAGGCAGAGCAGUCUGGCGGCACUGGAGCGGCGCCAGGCUGAGAAGAAGAAGGAGCUGAUGAAAGCUCAGAGCCUGCCCAAGACAUCUGCCUCACAGGCUCGCAAGGCCAUGAUUGAGAAGCUGCAGAAGGAGGGUGGAAGCUCUCCGAACCCUGCGGCGGCGCGCACAGCCGUGCAGCGCUCCUCCAGCUUCGGUGUUCCCAAUGCCAGCAGCAUCAAGCAGAUGUUGCUGGACUGGUGCAGAGCCAAGACCCGGGGCUAUGAGCACGUGGACAUCCAGAACUUCUCAUCCAGCUGGAGCGACGGCAUGGCCUUCUGUGCUUUGGUCCACAACUUCUUUCCGGAGGCUUUUGACUACAGCCAGCUCACACCCCAGAAUCGCCGUCACAACUUCGAGGUGGCCUUCUCCUCUGCAGAGAUGCUGGCAGACUGCGUGCCCCUGGUGGAGGUGGAAGACAUGAUGAUCAUGGGGAAGAAGCCAGACCCCAAGUGCGUCUUCACCUAUGUGCAGUCCCUCUACAACCACCUGCGUCGCCACGAGUUGCGCAUGCGGCAGAAAGAGUGCUAGAGCCUGCCCUGGCCUGCAGCUGCCCGACACCUCACUGCCCCCUCCCCGCAGGGACGCUGGUGUGCGGAGGAGCUGCUGCUCCGCUCCAGAGGCUGGCGGGAGGGCCUGGAGAGGCUGCGGGGCUGGUCCUGGGGAAAAGAGGGGGGGGGAUCCAUCACUUGGGUCACCCCCUGCUUCGGCCUCGCUGGAGCUCCUCGGUCGGCCUCUGCCCGGCUGAAGGCGUGGGCAGGGCAGGACAGUGCCAGGCGGGUGCUGCCCAGGAUGCCACCCUCCCUGCAGCCAGCUUGGUUCUCCUCCUCCCUACCCCCCCCGCCAUGCUCUAGCGUAUUAAGUUAUUCAUUUUCAAAGGAAUUGUUUGUAGGUGGGCAGUGCCCCUGUUUCCCAGGGAGGCUGGGGCAUGGUGGUGCCCUCGGGCCCUGAGCCAGCGUGGGUCCACGUAAGCGCAGCUCAGCCCGCGGACCCCCCUCCAAGAACCGGGGCCCUGGUGGGCACUGCUGGUUUUGGUACCUCCAUGAGGCAGAGCGCCUUGGUCUCCAGGCAGCCCGAGAGCGGUUUUCCUGGCCCCCCCUGCAAGGAAGCCAGCCUCUCUGCCCACCACAGUCCCUGCUUGGUGCCACCUCUCCGGGAUGGCCCCAUGCUGACACCCUGCUUCCCACUGCACUCACGUGCCCAGGGCACUUCCACGGCAGGGACCUGCAGCACCCACGUGCUGGGGAGCUGGAGGGGAGCAGGGAGGGCGUGAGGGGCCAGGGCCAGGGUCUAGGCAGCCCCCGUGCUCCUCCCCAGCUCUGGGCACGUUGUGCUCAGUGCCACUCACCCCUUCAUCACCGUCUACACCUGCGUUGACACGUGUACCAACACCAGCCAGACAAUAAAGGUUUAUUCUAUAGGGCAA
Anas platyrhynchos (mallard) is the source of this 4004-nucleotide messenger RNA. It is a transcript of the gene SMTN, whose product is annotated as smoothelin. The record is from RefSeq and is a predicted model, not a curated record. Lineage: Eukaryota; Metazoa; Chordata; Aves; Anseriformes; Anatidae. Gene Ontology annotation, molecular function: protein binding.